AUGGCCGACUCUGCCGUUCCGGUUAUCUCGGCCGGCGCACCCACAACACCGUCAACAUCGCCAUCAGGAACAAAAGACUCGAGCAGGGUCCUCAGCACAGCCUCCAGUGCGCUCAUAGCCGGUGGACUAGCCGGCACAGCGGUCGACACGCUCUUUUUCCCGAUCGACACGCUCAAAACCCGCGCCCAGUCGCAACAGGGGUUCUUCGCUUCCGGAGGUUUUACGGGCGUAUACCGUGGGCUCAGCAGUGCAGUGAUAGGCAGUGCUCCGGGUGGUGGGCUCUUCCAUACGGCUCGUCUCGGCCUCUAUGAAACCUGGCGGCUGACUACGACCUAUCUCUGCUUGCCUCGUCGUCUCAACCCACAUGUUGGCCUGCAUCUGCAACGCAUUGAAUACUUUCGAGCACAGCCUCGGCGUUUUUCACGACGUAUGAAACGCUCAAGACCCGGCUGCCGGCGUGGAUUCCUCAACUCGGGAACGAUAAAUAUGCACCAGCGUUGCACAUGCUCUCGGCGAGCGGAGGCGAGGUUGUCAGUUCCCCCUCCACUGUAUCCUUCUCGCGCCAGCGUUCGCCAUCUCACCACCCAGAAGCAUGGGUUUCUACGGCAGCAACGAUAGCUUGCUGCCCCUGCCGCGACCGAAACGUCGCGACACGGAUGCGCAGCCUGAUGCCACGCAGCUGGCACCACCUUGCUCAUCUUCGAGUUCCCCCCUUUCCCGUCUGCAGGCGGCGUGUAUGAUCCGAGUACCAACCGAAGUUGUGAAGCAACGAUCCCAGACUUCCACCCUGCCGACCUCGGGCUGGCCAAUAGCUCGAUCAAUUUGGACUACAUCAGGUCUGAGCGGAUUUUACAGAGGAUUUGGAUCGACCGUCGCCAGAGAGGUUCGUCAUCCCUCCUUCUAAGGCUCGCAGACGGUGAAGGCGAGCUUUCUAACUGUGCUGGUACUUUACCUUCCAUGCAGAUUCCGUUCACGUGCCUUCAGUUCCCAAUGUACGAGCGUAUGAAACUUGUCUUGGCCCGCCGGAGAACCGCCUCGGGCAAAGCCUCGGACCUGCCAUCGAUCGAAGCUGCAGCGUGCGGGAGUGUUGCUGGCGGUAUCUCGGCAGCUCUGACCACGCCCUUGGAUGUAUGCAAGACGAGGAUUAUGCUGAGCGGUCGCUCAGCGUUCACUUUGGUAAGCUCGCUUGCACGAUGACCGAUGUCGAUCCAUGUGCUGGCGCGACUCAACACUCGACUUCAUCGGACGCUUCACGCGACGGUGCACCUGCAGGAUACAGCCACGGUCCGGCAAUACCCCUCUUCAAUGCUGAAGACCUUCGGUAUCAUAUGGAGAGAAGAAGGUGUCAGGGUGCUGUUCUCAGGCCUUGCCCCUCGAGUGGCUUGGAUCUCAAUGGGCGGGGCCGUCUUCUUGGGGACGUUCGAAGCGGUCAAGAAGGCGAUCGAUGGGACAAUACCGAGCACCGUGUCGCCUCAAGACUGCAAUGCACAACUCUGA
Messenger RNA from Microbotryum saponariae, 1497 nucleotides. NCBI's taxonomy places the organism in Eukaryota, Fungi, Basidiomycota, Microbotryomycetes, Microbotryales, Microbotryaceae. The record is from the annotation of a GenBank genome assembly.